CUUAUUGUACCAUGCCCUUCUUUCAAAUUUUCAUCUUUUAGAGAAAUAUAGUACUAGUAUAUCCCUUAGAUCCUUAAAAGAAAACACCCUCACACAAAUCUUGAACUUCCCAUUAAAAAGCUUCAACCUUUUUCUCUCUAAACUUUCAAUAAUAAAGAGAGAAAAACAUGGCAGUAUGCACAGUCUACACAGUCCAACCUCUCAACACAUCAUGUUCAAUCUCAACACACACGAAAACUCACAUAGGAUUCAACCAAAACCAACUAUUUUUGUGCACAUAUAGUAACAAAAAGACCAAUCAUAACAGAUUCAAAAGUGGUGAAAUAACAUGUUCAAGUGACACAAUAGUAAUAGGCCUUGCAGCUGAUUCUGGAUGCGGAAAAAGCACUUUUAUGAGAAGGCUAACAAGUGUGUUUGGUGGUGCAGCUUCACCACCAAAAGGUGGUAAUCCUGACUCAAACACACUUAUCAGUGACACAACAACUGUUAUAUGUUUAGAUGAUUAUCAUUCUUUGGAUAGAACUGGCAGAAAAGAAAAAGGUGUCACUGCACUUGAUCCAAGGGCUAAUGACUUUGAUCUUAUGUAUGAACAAGUUAAGGCUCUUAAAGAUGGUGUGGAUGUUGAGAAGCCAAUUUAUAACCAUGUUUCUGGUCUUUUAGAUCCUCCUGAACUUAUUAAACCACCCAAGAUUCUUGUCAUUGAAGGUUUGCACCCAAUGUAUGAUCAAAGAGUAAGAGACCUCUUGGACUUUAGUAUUUACUUGGAUAUCAGUAACGAAGUUAAAUUUGCCUGGAAAAUUCAGAGGGACAUGGCAGAGAGAGGGCAUAGUCUUGAAAGUAUUAAAGCCAGCAUUGAGGCUAGGAAACCAGAUUUUGAUGCUUAUAUUGAUCCACAAAAGCAAUAUGCAGAUGCAGUUAUCGAAGUGUUGCCUACACAGCUGAUUCCUGAUGAUAAUGAGGGAAAAGUAUUGAGAGUGAAGCUAAUCAUGAAAGAAGGAGUUCAAUACUUCAACCCCGUGUACUUAUUUGAUGAAGGUUCCACCAUUUCAUGGAUCCCAUGUGGAAGGAAGCUCACUUGCUCUUAUCCGGGUAUCAAAUUCGCCUAUGGUCCAGAUGCUUAUUAUGGACAUGAGGUUUCUGUGCUGGAGAUGGAUGGACAGUUUGACAAAUUAGAUGAACUCGUCUACAUUGAAAGUCACUUGAGCAACAUUUCCACAAAAUUCUAUGGUGAAAUCACCCAACAAAUGUUGAAACAUGCCGACUUUCCUGGUAGUAAUAACGGCACUGGUCUGUUUCAAACCAUUGUAGGGCUGAAAAUCCGAGAUUUGUUUGAACAGAUCUCAGCCAAUAAGGUCUCGUCUCCACUUGAAGCUACAAAAGCUUGAUUAUAAAUAAAUAUUUAUGAGUGUUGUAAUCCUAUAUAUAUUUAGUUCAAUUCCAUCUGUGUAUUGUAUGAAGAUAUUUGAUAUAAAGAUAUGAUCAGUUUAUAAAAGAAACACUAAAUACGAUAAUUAAAA
This is a messenger RNA of Erigeron canadensis, 1517 nucleotides long. Its product is annotated as phosphoribulokinase, chloroplastic-like. Gene Ontology annotation, cellular component: chloroplast; cytoplasm. The transcript is spliced from 5 exons. Gene Ontology annotation, molecular function: ATP binding; phosphoribulokinase activity. Gene Ontology annotation, biological process: carbohydrate metabolic process. Bases 168 to 1385 code for a protein of 405 amino acids. The record is from RefSeq and is a predicted model, not a curated record. Lineage: Eukaryota; Viridiplantae; Streptophyta; Magnoliopsida; Asterales; Asteraceae.